Molecule: messenger RNA, 11505 nt
Organism: Sarcophilus harrisii (Tasmanian devil)
Lineage: Eukaryota; Metazoa; Chordata; Mammalia; Dasyuromorphia; Dasyuridae
Gene: CELSR1
Product: cadherin EGF LAG seven-pass G-type receptor 1
Exons: 29
Coding region: 804-9674 (2956 amino acids)
Biological process (GO): G protein-coupled receptor signaling pathway; cell surface receptor signaling pathway; homophilic cell-cell adhesion
Cellular component (GO): plasma membrane
Molecular function (GO): G protein-coupled receptor activity; calcium ion binding
Source: RefSeq, a predicted model, not a curated record
GAGAGGAAGGGAGGUGCGGCAGAAAGGCCGAGGAAGCCACCGGGGCCGGGAGAGCGGGUCACUUGGCUGCCCACUCGCAGUCCCGGGAGAGAGGAACAAGCUCCGGCUUCGCGACCAGUGCCAUAGGCGGCCUGGGCCGAGUCCCCGGCUGGCUGGGGGAGGCCGGGGGAGAUCGGGUCUGCCAGUCUUUGCCCGCCUGGCCCCGCCCCGCCCCGCCCCGUCCUACCCCGCCCCGCUCCACUCCGGGCCCCGAGGGCUCGGUCGACCGGGCUUCCCACGCUAGCUGGCUAGAUCACUUGGCUGCUUGCUCGCCGGCGCUGGGCCAUGUGAAGCUGAAAACCCGAGCCCGAGCGGGAGUCGUGGACCCAGAGCCGCGGAGAAGCCGAAGGCUAGGUGGCUAGCCCCCAGCGGCCGCUCGCGGCUCUCCCGCUCCCUCCCUCGCUGCCGCCCUCCCUCGCAGCGCCGGCCGCUGCCCUCCCUGGCUGGAUAGCUCCGGCACCUUCUCUUCUCCUCCCUCCCUUCCCGGGCCGGGACCAGGAUCGGGCGCCCGCUUCGGGACCCCGGCCGCUGCUCUCUCGCCUUCCCGGGGGAGGCACCCAGGAGCCAUCUUGGAAGCAACUUGGAGGCAAGUUUUGGUUCGCGCGGCGGGAGCAGCGGGGCGGAGAAGAGGCUGCCGCCCGCGCCUGGGCCCCGGCGGGCUGGGAGACGAGCCCGGGGUCCCCGCCUCCCCGCGCCGCCGGGGCCGGCCGCAUGAGGAGCCUGGCUGGCGGCCGCGGCGGGUGCAUGGAUUGGGGCUCGCGGCCAUGGCGCCGCGGCCUCAGCCGCCGGGGCCCCAGAUGCCGCUGCCUUCCCUCCUGCUGCUCCGGGGCAGCGCCCUGCUGCUCCUGCUCCUGCUGCCCGAGGCCUCCGGGGGGCCGCCCGCGCACCCCCCGGCAGCCGCGCCCCGUGGCCCCUGGCUGAGGGACCUGGCUCUGGGGCCCGCCUGGAGAUACGCGCUGGACUGGGAGCGCACGGCGCCGGGGCUGCGGCCGCUGCUGAAGCUGAGCCCCGACGGGGGGCUGCGGCUGGGCGGGUCCGGGCGAAGAGUGUGGCCGCGGGGCUGUGAGCUGCCCCUGCACGUGGACAUCGCCUCCCGGCGCUCCCCGACGCGGCUGACCGUGGCCCUGGCGGUGGCCGGACCCGGCCGGGGCUGCGGCUCCCCCGGCUCAGCCGCGGGGGCACCGGCGCGCAUCCCCGACCUGGCGGCCCGCACGGUCCUGGGAGGCGGCCCGGGCCCCGCCUCCCCCUCUUCUCCCGCUGAGUGCUUCCCGGCCCCGGAGGGGGGAGGGCGCGGCCCGGCCGAGGAGCUGCGGGCAGCCCUGGAGGCCCUGACCAGCUUCCCCGACUGCAGGUGCGUGGCGAGCUUCAGCCCGGGCGAGGGAGGGAAGGAUGGCAGCGGCCGGGGCUGCGGGAGCCCGCCCGCCUUCCCGCUCCGGCCCAUCUGCCUGGAGCCGGGGGCCGCAGCCCGCCUGCUCCUGCUGUGCGCUCCCAGGCCGGGCCCGGGCCCGGGCCCGUGGCGGCGCCUGCUCCGGGGAAGGGGCCCCGAGCUCCUGCUGGAGCUGACUCUGGAGGCGGCAGGGCCACUUCCCGCGGGGGCCAGGAGGGCCAGGAGAGGGGCGGCCGGGGGCACGAGCCCUCAGUUCCAGCUCCCCAGCUACCAGGUGUCCGUGCCCGAGAACGAGCCGGCCGGCACUCCGGUGAUCGAACUCCGCGCCCAAGACCCCGACGAGGGCGAAGCCGGCCGUCUCACCUACCAGAUGGAGGCGCUGUUUGACGAGCGCUCCAAUGGUUACUUCCACAUCGAGCCCGACACCGGCGCGGUGACCACCAGCCGGCCCCUGGACCGCGAGACCAAAGACACCCACGUCUUGAAAGUGACGGCCGUGGACCACGGGUCCCCGCAGCGCUCGGGGGCCACCUACCUCACGGUCACCGUGAGCGACACCAACGACCACAGCCCCGUCUUCGAGCAGGUGGAGUACCGGGAGACGGUGCGGGAGAACCUGGAGGUGGGCUACGAGGUGCUGACCAUCCGAGCCACCGACGGGGACGCCCCGUCCAACGCCAACAUGCGCUACAGACUCCUGGAAGGGGCCGACGGCGCCUUCGAGAUCGAUCCCCGCUCGGGCGUGGUCCGCACCCGCUCCGUGGUGGACCGGGAGGAAGUGGCCGAGUACCAGCUCCUGGUGGAGGCCAACGACCAGGGCCGCAACCCGGGGCCGCGCAGCGCCACGGCCACCGUGCGCAUCCUGGUGGAGGACGAGAACGACAACUACCCGCAGUUCAGCGAGAAGCGAUACGUGGUCCGGGUGCCCGAAGACGUGGCCGUGAACACCCCCAUCCUCUGGGUCCAGGCCACUGACCGGGACCAGGGCCAGAACGCGGCCUUGCACUACAGCAUCGUCAGCGGCAACCUGAAGGGCCAGUUCUACCUGCACUCCCUGAGCGGGGGGCUGGACGUCAUCAACCCACUGGACUUCGAGGCCAUCCGGGAGUACACGCUGCGCAUCAAGGCCCAGGACGGGGGCCGGCCGCCCCUCAUCAACUCCUCGGGCCUGGUGAACGUCCAGGUGCUGGACGUCAACGACAACGCCCCCAUCUUCGUGAGCAGUCCCUUCCAGGCCGCCGUGCUGGAGAACGUGCCCCUGGGCCACUCCGUCUUACACAUCCAGGCCGUGGACGCCGACUCCGGGGAGAACGCCCGCCUGCACUACCGCCUGGUGGACGUCACCACGGGGGCGGGCGCCGACGCCGACGCUUCCGCCCGCACCGACUUCCCCUUUCAAAUCCACAACAGCUCCGGCUGGAUCACGGUGUGUGCGGAGCUGGACCGGGAGGAGGUGGAGCACUACCGCUUCGGGGUGGAGGCCAUGGACCACGGCUCCCCCGUCAUGAGCUCCUCGGCCAGCGUGGCCAUCACGGUCCUGGACGUGAACGACAACGACCCCGUCUUCACCCAGCCGGUCUACGAGCUCCGCCUGAACGAGGACGCGACCGUGGGCAGCAGCGUGCUGACCCUGCAGGCCCGCGACCGGGACGCCAACAGCGUCAUCACCUACCAGCUGACCAGCGGCAACACCCGGAACCGCUUCGCCCUGAGCAGCCAGAGCGGCGGGGGGCUCAUCACCCUGGCCCUGCCGCUGGAUUACAAACAGGAGAGGCAGUACGUGCUGGGGGUGACCGCCUCGGACGGCACCCGCUCCCACACCGCCCAGGUUUUCAUCAACGUCACCGACGCCAACACGCAUCGGCCCGUGUUCCAGAGCUCCCACUACACGGUGAGCGUCCGGGAGGACCAGCCGGUGGGCACCUCCAUCGCCACCAUCAGCGCCACGGACGAGGACACGGGCGAGAACGCCCGCAUCACCUACGUGCUGGAGGACCCGGUGCCCCAGUUCCGCAUUCACCCGGACACCGGCACCAUCGUCACCCUGAUGGAGCUGGACUACGAAGACCAGGCGGCUUACACGCUGGCCAUCACGGCCAGGGACAACGGCAUCCCCCAGAAAUCGGACACCACUUCCCUGGAGAUCCUCAUCCUGGACGCCAACGACAACGCGCCUCACUUCCUGCGAGAUUUCUACCAGGGCUCCGUCUUCGAGGACGCGCCCCCCUCCACCAGCGUCCUGCAGGUGUCCGCCACGGACCGAGACUCGGGCCCCAACGGCCGCCUCCUGUACACCUUCCAGGGCGGCGAGGACGGCGACGGCGACUUCUACAUCGAGCCCACCUCCGGGGUGAUCCGCACCCAGCGCCGGCUCGACCGGGAGAACGUGGCCGUGUACAACCUGCGGGCCCUGGCCGUGGACAGGGGCAGUCCGGCCCCGCUCAGCGCCUCCGUGGAGAUCCAGGUGACCGUCCUGGACAUUAACGACAACCCGCCGGUGUUCGACCAGGAUGAGCUGGAACUGUUCGUGGAGGAGAAUAGCCCGGUGGGCUCGGUGGUGGCGCGGAUCCGGGCCGCCGACCCCGAUGAGGGCCCCAACGCCCAGAUCAUGUACCAGAUCGUGGAGGGCAACGUGCCUGAGGUUUUCCAGCUGGACCUGCUGAGCGGGGACCUGCGGGCCCUGGUGGAGCUGGACUUCGAGCGCCGGCGGGAGUACAUGCUGGUGGUCCAGGCGACCUCGGCCCCGCUGGUCAGUCGCGCUACCGUGUACGUCCGUCUCGUGGACCAGAACGACAAUCCUCCGGUGCUCCCGGACUUCCAGGUGCUCUUCAACAACUAUGUGACCAACAAGUCCAACAGCUUUCCCACGGGAGUCAUCGGCCGCAUUCCGGCCCACGAUCCGGACCUCUCGGACAGCCUCAACUACACCUUCUUGCAGGGCAACGAGCUCAACCUGCUCCUGCUCAACUCUGACACCGGGGAGCUGCAGCUCAGCCGAGACUUGGACAACAACCGACCUCUGGAGGCCCUCAUGGAGGUGUCUGUAUCAGAUGGUAUCCACAGCGUGACGGCCCUCUGCACCCUGCGGGUGACCAUCAUCACGGACGACAUGCUGACCAACAGCAUCACGGUCCGCCUGGAGAACAUGUCGCAGGAGAAGUUCCUGUCCCCGCUGCUGUCCCUCUUCGUGGAGGGCGUGGCCGCCGUGCUGUCCACCACCACCGACGGCAUUUUCGUCUUCAACGUCCAGAACGACACGGACGUCAGCUCCAACAUCCUGAACGUGACCUUCUCGGCGCUUCUGCCCGGGGGUGUCCGCAACCGCUUCUUCCCGUCCGAGGACCUCCAGGAGCAGAUCUACCUGAACAGGACCCUCCUGAGGAUGAUCUCCACCCAGCGCGUGCUGCCCUUCGACGACAACAUCUGCCUGCGGGAGCCGUGCGAGAACUACAUGAAGUGCGUGUCCGUGCUCAAAUUCGACAGCUCCGCGCCCUUCAUCAGCUCCACCACGGUGCUGUUCCGGCCCAUCCACCCCAUCAGCGGGCUGAGGUGCCGCUGCCCGCCGGGCUUCACCGGGGACUACUGCGAGACCGAGAUCGACCUGUGCUACUCCAACCCCUGCGGCGGCAACGGGCUGUGCCGGAGCCGGGAGGGCGGCUACACCUGCGACUGCCACCCCGACUACACAGGAGAAUUCUGCGAAGUGAACGCCCGUUCCGGCCGCUGCGCGCCCGGCGUCUGCAAGAACGGCGGCAGGUGCGUCAACCUGCUGGUGGGCGGCUUCAAGUGCGAGUGUCCCCCCGGAGAGUACGAGAAGCCCUACUGCGGGGUGAGCACGCGCAGCUUCCCGGCCCAGUCCUUCGUCACCUUCAAGGGGCUCCGCCAGCGCUUCCACUUCACGCUCUCGCUCACGUUUGCCACCAGAGAGAGGAACGCCCUUCUCUUGUACAACGGCCGCUUCAAUGAGAAGCAUGACUUCCUGGCCCUGGAGAUCAUCGAGGAGCAGAUCCAGCUGACCUUCUCAGCAGGAGAGACGAGGACGACCGUGGCCCCCCUGGUCCGGGGGGGAGUGAGUGACGGCCAGUGGCACUCGGUGCGUGUGCAGUACUACAACAAGCCCCACAUCGGCCGGCUGGGAAUCCCGCACGGACCCUCGGGGGAGAAGGUGGCCGUGGUGGCCGUGGACGAGUGUGACACGGCCGUGGCCGUGCGCUUCAGCGGCCUCCUGGCCAACUACAGCUGCGCCGCCCAGGGCACCCAGACCGGGUCCAAGAAGUCCUUGGACCUGACGGGCCCCCUCCUCCUCGGGGGCGUCCCCAACCUGCCCGAGGACUUCCCGGUGCACAACAGGCAGUUCAUCGGCUGUAUGAGGAACCUCUCCAUCGACAACCAGGCCAUCGACAUGGAGAGCUUCAUUGCCAACAAUGGCACCAGAGCAGGCUGCGCCGCGCAGGAGAACCACUGUCAGAGGAUCUGGUGUCAGAACGGGGGCACGUGUGUGAACAAGUGGAACACGUACAUCUGCGACUGCCCGCUGCGGUACGGGGGCAAGAACUGUGAGCAGGCCAUGCCCCACCCCCAGCGCUUCAGUGGCGAGAGCCUCGUGUUCUGGGGGGACCUGGACAUCACCAUCUCGGUGCCCUGGUACUUGGGCCUCAUGUUCCGGACCCGCAAAGGGAGCGGGACGCUCCUGGAGGCCAGCGCGGGGCCGUCAUCGAAAAUCAGCCUCCAGAUCCUGAACAGCCACGUCGACUUCGCCGUGUUCCACGGCCCCUCGGAGGUGGCCUCCAUGAGGCUGGGCAGGUCCCGGGUGAGCGACGGCAGAUGGCACCACCUGCUCAUCGAGCUGAGGAGCGCCAAGGAUGGCAAGGACAUCAAGUACCUGGCCGUGAUGACCCUGGACUACGGGCUGGAUCAGAACACGGUGCAAAUAGGCAACCAGCUCCCCGGCUUAAAGAUGAGGAGCCUGCUGGUGGGCGGCCUCUCGGAAGACCAGGUCACGGUUCGGCAAGGCUUCUCCGGCUGCAUGCAGGGGGUGAGGAUGGGGGAGACAUCGACCAAUAUCGUGACCCUGAACAUGAAGGAGGCCCUUAAGGUCAGGGUGAAGGACGGGUGUGCCCUGGACAAUCCGUGCGCCUCCAGCCCGUGCCCCGAGCACAGCCACUGCACCGACGACUGGGACAGCUACUCGUGCACCUGUGACCCAGGGUACUUUGGGAGAGACUGCGUGGACGUGUGCAACCUGAACCCCUGCGAGCACGUUUCUACUUGUGUCCGAAAACCCAGCUCCGCCCAGGGCUACGCGUGCGAAUGUGGGCAGAGCUACUACGGACAGUACUGUGAAAACAAAAUCCACCUCCCGUGUCCCAAGGGCUGGUGGGGAAACCCCGUGUGUGGCCCCUGUCACUGUGAGGUCAGUAAAGGCUUUGACCCCGACUGCAACAAGACCAACGGAGAGUGCCAGUGCAAGGAGAACUACUACAAGCCCCAGCACCAGGAGGCGUGCUACCCGUGCGACUGCUUCCCCUACGGCUCCCACACGCGCACCUGUGACAUGGAGACGGGCCAAUGCGCCUGCAAAUCGGGGGUGAUCGGGCGCCAGUGUAACCGCUGCGACAACCCCUUUGCCGAAGUGACCACCCAGGGCUGUGAAGUGAUCUACAGCGGCUGUCCCCGGGCGUUUGAGGCUGGCAUCUGGUGGCCGCAGACCAAGUUUGGGCAGCCGGCGGCCGUGCCCUGCCCUAAGGGAUCCGUGGGGAACGCCAUCCGCCACUGCAGCAGUGAGAAGGGCUGGCUCCCCCCGGAGCUCUUCAACUGCACCACGUCCUCCUUCCUGGGCCUGAGGACCAUGAACGAGAAGCUCCGUCGCAACGAGACCAGGAUGGACGGGGACAAGUCGAUCCGGCUGAUGCAUGUGCUGGAGAACGUGACCAGGUCCGCCGGUGUCCUGUACGGGAACGACGUGCGCACCGCGUACCACACGAUGCUCCACGUGCUGCAGUACGAGAGCCGGCAGCAGGGCUUCGACCUGGCGGCCACCAGAGACGCGGAGUUCCAUGAGAACCUCCUCCGAGCCGGCAGCGCCCUUCUGGACCCCCGCCACAAGGACUCCUGGGAGCAGAUCCAGCGGGCCGAGGCGGGCACGGCGCGCCUGCUCCAGCACUUUGAGGACUACUUCUCCAACCUGGGGAGGAACAUGCGGAGAACCUACAUGAAGCCCUUUGUCAUCAUCACGGCCAACAUGAUCCUGGCCGCCGACAUCUUCGCCAAGUCCAACUUCUCGGGCGCCAGGGUGCCGCGCUUCGAUGAGAUUUACGAGGAUUACCCCAAGGACCUGGAGUCGUCUGUCCUCUUCCCUGCCCACUUGUUCGAGCCCUCAGACAGGAGAGAUGCGGCCACGGCAAGACCCUCUAAGCACAGGGUGACCCCCAGAGCGGAGCCGGGUGACCUGGCCCCCGGGGACUCCCUGGCGAAGAGGAGGAAGCGGCAGCCGGACGAGUGGAGCCAGCACGCGGUGGCCCUGGUCCUCAUCUCCCGCUCGCUGGGCCAGCUGCUGCCCGAGCAGUACGACCCCGACCGGAGGAGCCUGCGGCUGCCCCAUCGGCCGGUCAUCAACACGCCCAUCGUCAGCACCCUGCUCCACAGUGAGGGGGGCCAGGCCCCCAGCCCCCUGGCGCGUCCCCUGCUGGUGCAACACACCCUGCUGGAGACAGAGGAGAGAAGCAAGCCAGUCUGCGUGUUCUGGAACCAUUCCCUUGGGAGCCGCAGCGCCGGGGGCUGGUCGGCCAAAGGGUGCGAGCUGGUCUCCCGAAACAGCAGCCACAUCACCUGCUCGCCCAGCCAGCCUGGCGGUGGCCCCUUUCAGGCUGUGACCGGGUGUACGGGCGGUUUCCCCCGGGGGUCCCCAGGGCUCCCCCCCCGGUCCACUACCCCUCACCGGGUGCGCCCCCCCUCCCCCCCACCGGGCUGCCUGCCCCCCCGGCUGCCCCCCCGUUGGCCCCCACCGGGCUGCGCUGCCCCCCACCGGCUGGGCCCCCCCCACCGGGCUGCCGCUGCCCCCCCCCACCGGGCUGCCGCUGCCCCCCCCACCGGGCUGCCGCUGCCCCCCCUCACCGGGCUGCCACUAUCCCCCCCCCUCACCAGGCUGCCACCAUCCCCUACCUCACCGGGUUGCCACUGUCCCCCCCCCACCGGGCUGCCGCUGCCCCCCCUCACCGGGCUGCCGCUGUCCCCCCAGUUCACAUGCACGGUGAUCGCCAUCCUCCUCCACUACUUCUACCUGAGCACAUUUGCCUGGCUUUUUGUGGAAGGGCUGCACGUCUACCGCAUGCUGACCGAGGUCAGGAACAUCGACUCCGGACACAUGAGGUUCUACUACGUCCUGGGCUGGGGCAUCCCGGCCGUCGUCACAGGUCAGCGCCACGGAGCCCUCCCUCCCACUUGGGGGCUAGCAGCAGGUCUGCUUCCGGCCUCCCGGCGUGUCCUUCCAACAAGAGGUCGCCCAGAACCCGACGCCCACCUCUUCCGCAGGAGGAAUGGCAAAAGCCCCCGGGGCAAUGACUCGGACUCGGACAGUGAGCUCUCUCUGGAGGAACACAGCAGCUCCUAUGCCUCCUCAUCAGACAGUGAGGAAGACGGGGUAGAUGAGGAGAACAAGUGGGCGCCAGGCUCUUGUAAAACCAAUGACCGGGGCCCCAUCCACAGCACCCCCAAAGCAGACUCUCUGUCCAAUCACAUCAAGGCCACGUGGCCCCCCGACAGCGUGACGGGCGGUGAGGGCGAGGACGCUAGAUGUAAGCCAAAGCUGAAGGUGGAGACCAAAGUGAAUGUGGAGCUUCACCAGGAAGACGACGGGGAUGACAGCAAGGACCUGCCCUCCGACAAGGAGAACCCGGGGCUUCCCAGAGACAAUCAGACAGCUCCCCAGCCCAACCACCAGCACACAGAACAACGCAAAGGCAUCCUGAAAAACAAAGUGACCUACCCCCCACCGCUGAGCGAGAGGAACCUAAAGAACCGGCUCCGGGAGAAGCUGGCAGAUUAUAACCAGACUAUGAGCUCAUCCAGAACCUCUUCUCUCGGUUCCAAUGAUGGCAUUUGCCCCACGGGGGACCCAGGAGUGGCCGUCAAAAACUCUCCGAGGGAGCGAUCUUGUGACCAGCUGAACGGGGUGAUCAUGAGCGUGCGCACUGGGACCGUCCACGCAGACGCGUCAGAUUCAGAAGGCAGUAACGAGACUUCCAUUUGAAUCAUCAGGAAAGCGUGACACUCUCGGGCCCCGGGCCCCGCUCUUCCACAGCCCCAUGUGGGAGCCCUGACCUCAAUGGCUGGUCCCGGGCCAUGGGGAAGGUGGCCUCAUCUCCCCUGGGCAGUUUACAUUUCAUGGCAGACCUGGGAUAGCUUUGAACAUGAAGUGCCUGUUGGAACAUCCAGCCUGUGCCAAAGCUUUUGGGAAGCUCAGAGCCGGGGGCUCCCCGGGCCACACUGCCACGGCGUGGCUCUGGAUGCAGGAGGCAGCGGGGGAUGGAGCCUGAGCUCCCGGCCUGGGCUUGGGACCCCCAGACAGUGUCUUCCGGAAUCCCCUGCCCCACCAGCAGCUUCACCCACCUCUUCAGGACCAUUUGUCUUUCCAACCAACUUUUUUAUGUAAAGAAGUGUAGAUACUUUUAUAUAUUUUGUAUGGUGAUUCUCUUGGGAAGAAAAAAAGCCUUGUGUAUAUUUUGCAUCUGUAUUGAUUUUGUGGAUACCUGGAGAUUACUACAGGGAAAAAACUCACUAUUUUUAUAUUAGGGAAAACACACAAUGCUACAUGUAAGUACUUGAAUGAGGCGCUGGCACAGUGGCUCGGCGGAUGGCUUCUCAGCAGCCAAGCAGGAGGCCGGACAUCCCUUCUGCCCCCCGACCCUCUCGCUUCUAGAAUCCUCGACGGUCCCCAGAGAAGCAUCAGCUCGGAGCCAUCGGCCCGUGAAGGACUCCCGUGUGCCGGACAGCCACGGACUUGGGUGGUCAGCCGGGCGCAGGCCGGGGUCAGGACAGGACAGAGGUUUCCUUUCUGUUGGGGGUUUCUGGUUCUUCAAGGUUGUACAUACGUUCACAAUGGAAGCAGGAAGGGCCAGACCUCCUGGCCACAUUUUCCAGCUCCCCAGGAGCAUUCGACGUGGGGAAUUUAGAAAUGGCUCCCUUUCCCCAAGCACUUGGCCAGUUACUCGGAUUACUUACAUCUGUGAGACUGGCGAGACCUCGGUCAUCCACGUUUAUACGGCUUUCCCCCGAGUGCCACAAGUCCGGUGGAUCUCUCCUGUGGUCCUGAAUGACCUCGCCGCCGGUGUCCGGGGCUAGCUGGCUACGGCUUCUGGCGGAAAACCAUCAGAUCCGGUGGAAGCUCUGUGGGGCCUGCGGCAGAUAGGGCCGGGCGCCUGUUCUUAGGGCCUAGGGGUACGACCGGCGGACCCUCAUUUCACCUGCAUAGCGGGACAGGGCUUUGAAAUCUUGUAGACUGAUGGAAUCAUACUCUGCACCCCAAAGUUUCCCUCAUGAGGAGGGAGUCUUGUAACUGUUGCACGGUCAACUGCGCCACGGAAGUUGACUCGGGUCAUGCCCAUGUCCCUGAACGCCCACUCCCACCUUGACAAGAGCCUGGGGACUUCGGCAGUCCCCCUCCCCCUCUUCAGGGUCAAGGUCAAGGUCGAAUACAUUGUCGGUUCUAUCAGGAGAAUGUUGGUUUUAUAAAUGGCAGAAAAAUGAAAACCUAUUUUUUAUGACAAAAUUUUACGAGCGGACACGACACUGGAGAUUUUUUUUUUUUAAACAAAUGAAUAUUUAUUAAUGCUCAGAACACUGGAAUUACAGCUUGGCUGAGGCUACAAUAAAGAGGUUUCUGAACAUGGGUUUGAGCUCAGCCCAUUCUUCUCCCUCACUGCCGAGUGCCAAGGGGCACAGUGCAUACCCAGACACACACACACACACACACCGACGACGGGCCACUGCCGGGGUGACAUCCAACACAGGGUAUCACAAGCUGUGUCCCUAAAGCCCACGGCCUGGGGGGAGUGACAUGGGGCGGCAGGGAAAGCUCCCCU